Molecule: messenger RNA, 1554 nt
Organism: Aspergillus clavatus NRRL 1
Lineage: Eukaryota; Fungi; Ascomycota; Eurotiomycetes; Eurotiales; Aspergillaceae
Product: flavin-containing monooxygenase
Exons: 2
Coding region: 1-1554 (517 amino acids)
Molecular function (GO): N,N-dimethylaniline monooxygenase activity; NADP binding; flavin adenine dinucleotide binding
Source: RefSeq, a predicted model, not a curated record
AUGGCUCAGUCUAAAUCCCAGUCUACAAUUGUAGACUUCCUCAAACAUCCCUUCCUACAGGUCUUUGGCCUCUUUUAUAUGCUUUUCCAGGGCAUCCUUACCUGGAUUUUCUCUCCUGUCCCUCCUCCUCCCGCAUCUACUGCCGAUGGUCUUCCCAAGAAGAGGGUUGCGGUAAUCGGUACUGGAUUGACGGGUGUUUCCUCGGCCGCGCAUUGCAUUGGCCAUGGCUUCGAUGUACAGCUGUUUGAAGCGCGACCGAAAGAUAGAGGUCUCGGAGGUAUCUGGAGUCGAGUCAAUUCCACCUCAUCGCUGCAAGUCCACAGCAUCAUGUACCGUUUCCAUCCAUCAGUGAAAUAUGCCACCGCCUAUCCUUCGCAGAAAGAAAUUCGUGAGCAGAUCAUCGAUGUGUGGAAGCGCUACGGUCUGCAAAAACAUACCGUUUUCGAAACCCCCGUCACGUCGGUCAAGCAGACAAAAGACGGCAAAUGGAUUAUUAACAAUGAUGAGGAGAAGUAUGGAAAAUUCGACGGCGUGAUCGCCUCUGUCGGUGUUUGCGGAGAUCCAAAGAUGCCACCUCUGCCCGAUCAAGAUCGGUUCAAGGGCAAAAUCUUCCACUCGUCUGAACUUGAUGGGAAGGAUGUCGAAGGGAGAAAGGUCCUCAUCAUCGGUGGUGGGGCCAGUGCUAUCGAGGCCCUGGAGUUUGCCGUCAAGUCAAAAGCGAGCGAGAUUGACGUCCUAUCACGGUCUGAUAAAUGGAUUAUUCCGCGCAAUGUCUUUGUUCAGUCGCUGCUGGCCUGCAACAUCUUUGGACAGGAAACGAUGCUGUCAUGGAUCCCUGAGUGGUUCCUCCACAAACUCUUCUACCGCGAUUUGCAGGACAUUGCUCCCUCCGGUGGUCUCUAUACCGAAACCCCCAUGGCCAAUUCCGAGCUCUUCGACCAGAUCCGCAAAGGCAAGGCACGCUGGCUUCGCGGCGACAUCGUCUCUGUAGAGGAAAACGGCAUCCUCUUCAACCAUCGUUCUAAGGGUGUGCCUAAGGAUGGCCCUGGUCACGAAUCGGUGGUCACAGGAGACGUGAUCAUCAUGGCGACUGGCUUCAAGCGCCCAUCGCUGUCUUUCCUGCCGGAUGAAUGCUUCCAAGACCCAUAUGGUCCUCCCAGCUGGUAUCUCCAAGUCUUCCCUCCCAAGUAUCCAAGUCUUUGCGCCAACAAUAGUACAUAUGUCAACGCAAUUGGAACCGUGGGCAACAUGCACAUCGGUAUCUACACACUCUUCCUCAUCAUGUUCUUGGUUGAUCCGUUGACUCGGCCAACGGAAGGUCGGAUGAAGACCUGGAUUGACUUCACGCGCCUUAUGAAGCGGCUUUCCCCAACCGGCGCCUUUGAUUUCUUUACUUAUGCUGAGCUGAUCUACUGGUACAUCUUCGUGAUCCUCGUCAACCCGUUCCGCUGGAAGUGGGCGCCUUUUGUGCUCUUCGGUAUUGGCCGCACUCUUCCCUUGGAGGUGGUCAGACAGGAAGAGGCAUUCCGAAACCAGUUGAGAAAGCAGCACUAG